Messenger RNA from Fusarium verticillioides 7600, 1662 nucleotides. RefSeq lists its product as hypothetical. The transcript has a single exon. NCBI's taxonomy places the organism in Eukaryota, Fungi, Ascomycota, Sordariomycetes, Hypocreales, Nectriaceae. The coding region runs from base 306 to 1565 and encodes 419 amino acids. The record is from RefSeq and is a predicted model, not a curated record.
AUACGGGAUCUCCCGGAUGGCGCCGCUAGCCGCUUGGCUUAGCCUAAGUUAACUUCCUUUGAUGCUUACGAAGUUACGCCAUUCUAAGCAGGGGGUGGCUUUUGGUUUUACAAAAGAGGCAACAAUUGAGCAAAUUGUCAGCCCUAGUGAGCUUCCCUUAUGCUUUUGGUAGCUGGCAUAAGCUAGGUUCAUUUACACAGUCUUAUCAACGUCCAUGCCGUCCAGUCCAUGCUUGAGGCAUACAUGUCGAUGCCCCAAGAAACGUUCCCUCUCUUUUCCUCUCCAUCAAGUUACAAUUUCCCAUCAUGCACAAAGUCUUUGCCUCAGAUUUCUUCAACUUCGAAUUCCUUCGUCUCCUUGGCACUGUUCCCUUCCAAGGAGCAGAGGUCGGCGAGUGCCUGACCACCGCAGGGCGCAUCAAAGAUGGUGAUCCUGAGAGCUGGUAUCGCGCCUGGCGUGACCAGGCAGAAAAGGCACAAGCUCUAGCAGAAGAAGCUGCUGCUGUCGGCGAUAGGACCGGCGCUUGCUGGGCUUAUAUUCGUGCUGCCAAUUACUGGCGGGCCAGCGAGUUUCUGCUGCACUGCACCCCCAAUGAUCCGCGCAUCUUGGCAGCUUCAAAGGCCAGCGUGAAUGCCUUUGACAAAGGAUGGGUUCUUCUCGAUGCCACUGUCAAGAGCUUUGAGAUUCCUUACGACAAGGAUAUCAAACUGCCUGGCAGACUCUAUCUUCCUGCUCCGCAUCAUAGGCUGCCUGGCAAGAUUCCUGUCGUGCUUCAGACUGGAGGCUUUGACUCUACCCAAGAAGAGCUAUACUUCUAUGGUGCUGCUGGUGCUCUUCCCCGAGGCUAUGCCGUCUUCAGUUUUGAUGGGCCCGGUCAAGGCCUCCCCCUACGUGUUGGGAAACUGAAACUCCGUACAGACUGGGAAUACGUCGUGAGUCAAGUCCUAGACUUUGUCACAGAUGACAUAGCUCCAGAGUAUGAUCUUGAUCUUGAACGUCUAGCCAUCUUUGGAGCCUCCCUCGGCGGCUACCUGUCACUACGUGCGGCAGUCGAUCCCCGAAUCAAAGCGUGCAUCUCUUGUGACGGACCUCUGGAUCUAUUCGAGAUAACCCGCAGCCGCAUGCCUUCCUGGUUCAUCAACGGCUGGCUUUCCGGUUGGGUAAGCGAUGGGCUCUUCAAUUGGGUAGUAGACGCCCUCACUGCCGUGAACUUCCAGAUUGCAUGGGAGUUUGGGCACGGCAAAUGGGUUUUUGGGGUUGAAACGCCGGCAGAUGUGCUACGAGUCAUGCAGCAGAUCUCACUCAAGGGCGGAUACCUGUCCAAGAUCAAGUGCCCCACGUUAAUAACUGGCGCUGCGGAUUCGUUCUACUUCACGCCCGAUAUCAACGCCAACCCCAUAUUCGAGGGGCUGACGGCUCUGGGGUCCAAUGAGAAGCAUUUGUGGAUUGGUAAGGGGGUUGAAGGUGGAGGGUUGCAAGCCAAGAUUGGAGCUUUAGCUGUUGUUCACCAUAAGAUGUUUACGUGGUUGGAUAGUACUUUUGCCAUCAAGCGGGAUGUAUUGUAGCUUACUCGUGCCCAUAUUUCGUAAACCAAGUUUGACCCAAACUAGAAACUCUUCGAUGUGUACGUACCUACGGGCUGACAUACGCGUUUUAGCGUAU